Messenger RNA from Prorocentrum cordatum, 663 nucleotides. NCBI's taxonomy places the organism in Eukaryota, Dinophyceae, Prorocentrales, Prorocentraceae. The record is from the annotation of a GenBank genome assembly.
AUGGGGGUCCAGCCCGAGGACCUGGCCCCGCCGACCCGAGAUGAGUCCGGGCACUGGUCGCUGAUCAUCUGUCCUCAGACGAGGGGCGUCGCCGCCAAGACGGGGGCGAUGGGCGACAGCGUGGUGCUGGACUGCAAGUGGCAGCAGUGGAUGACGCCUCUGUGGGCGGCGCUUGCGGGCCCCCCCCGCGGGAAGCCAGUCUGGACCUUCGCGUGCCCGGAGCUGACGAACCAGUUCACAGAGACGUGCAGCCAGCUCGGCGCCCCCGCGGUGCCCUACAUGAUGAGGCGCAGCGGUCCCAGCAUCGACAGGGCGCUGCAGUUCCGUCCUCUCGACGAGGUGCGCAAGCGGGGGCGCUGGGCGAGCCGCAAGUCGGUCGUGCGGUACGAGAAGGCAGCGAGGCUGAGCAAGGCGUGGCACGACCUCCCGCUGGCCAGCCAGAGGCGGUGCGAGGCGCUCGACGCGCGCCUCGAGGAGCUGCUGCUGCGGGGCGCCGGCUGCGGUGCCCGCAGCACGGCGCGCCGUAGAAGGGGCCAGUACGUGGGGGACUUCUUCGCCGGCGAGGGCGGAGUCGCCCGCGCCGGCCGUCGCCUGGGCGUGCCCGUUCGAACCUUGGAGGUCCGAACCAACACCCGUGAGGCCUCUGACCCACAGGUGACCUGA